AUGGAGAACGGGACAGAAGUGACGGAGUUCAUCCUCCUAGGGCUAACCAGUGACCCAGAACUGCGAGUCCCUCUCUUUGUAAUGUUCCUUCUCAUCUACCUCAUCAAUCUGGUUGGGAACCUGGGGAUGAUAGUGUUGAUUCUCUGGGACUGUCGUCUGCACACCCCCAUGUACUUUUUCCUGGGGAACCUGUCCCUUGUGGACCUCUGUUACUCCUCAGCUGUCACUCCCACAGUCGUAACUGGGCUCCUGAUAGGAAGCAAGGUCAUUUCCUACGAUGCUUGUGCUGCUCAGAUGUUCCUGUUCGCAGCCUUUGCCACUGCGGAAAAUUUCCUGUUGGCAGCCAUGGCUUACGAUCGCUAUGCCGCAGUGUGCAAACCCUUACACUAUGCCACCACCAUGACCACAAGCGUGUGUGUGUGCCUGACCCUGGGCUGCUAUGUCGGUGGUUUCCUGAACGCCUCCAUCCACACUGGGGACACAUUCAGUCUCUCCUUCUGUAAGUCCCGUGUGGUCCACCACUUUUUCUGUGAUGUACCAGCAGUCAUGGUUCUCUCUUGCUCUGAUAGACACAUCAGCGAGAUGGUGCUUGUUUAUGCAGCAAGCUUUGUUAUCUGCUCCGCUCUCCUGGUUAUCUUGGUGUCUUACGUGUUCAUUUUUAUCACCAUCCUAAGGAUGCGCUCGGCUGCAGGGUACCAGAAGGCUCUGUCCACCUGUGUGUCCCACUUCACCGCAGUCUCCAUCUUCUACGGGACCCUCAUCUUCAUGUACCUGCAGCCCAGCUCCACUCACUCCAUGGACACAGACAAAAUCGUGUCCGUGUUCUACACCAUGGUCAUCCCCAUGCUGAACCCUGUGGUCUACAGCCUGAGGAACAAGGAGGUCAAGAGUGCAUUCAAGAAGGUGGUGGAGAAGGCACAGUAUUUUCUAGGAAUGUGA
This is a messenger RNA of Chinchilla lanigera (long-tailed chinchilla), 939 nucleotides long. Its product is annotated as olfactory receptor 5B3-like. Gene Ontology annotation, biological process: G protein-coupled receptor signaling pathway; sensory perception of smell. Bases 1 to 939 code for a protein of 312 amino acids. The transcript has a single exon. The record is from RefSeq and is a predicted model, not a curated record. Gene Ontology annotation, cellular component: membrane. Gene Ontology annotation, molecular function: G protein-coupled receptor activity; odorant binding; olfactory receptor activity. Lineage: Eukaryota; Metazoa; Chordata; Mammalia; Rodentia; Chinchillidae.